AGUCCACUGAAAGCUCAGUUUCACCGGUGUGCUUCAAACUGUGUCUACCUUUGUCUCUGACAACGCCGCGUCAGUUUGAUGGGGAAUUCGAUAUCAGGGCGGGAAAAUGCCUGUUAUGAAGGGAUUGCUCGCGCCGCAGAACACAUUUUUGGAUACUAUAGCGACGCGUUUUGACGGCACACACAGCAACUUCAUCCUGGCCAAUGCACAAGUGUCCAAAGGCUUCCCGAUUGUGUACUGCUCGGAUGGAUUCUGUGAGCUCACUGGAUUUGCCCGAACCGAGGUCAUGCAGCAGAGCUGCGCAUGCAAAUUUCUGUAUGGGCCGGAGACCAACGAGAACAUUAUUCUUCACGUGGACUCUGCGCUCGAGGAACGCAGCGAGCUCAAGGAGGAGAUCAUGUUCUACAAAAAGACUGGUAGUGUGUUCUGGUGUCUGCUGGAUAUUGUGCCUAUCAAGAAUGAGAAAGGAGAUGUUGUCCUCUUCCUCGCCUCUUUUAAAGACGUCACUGACACCAAAGCCAAAUCUAUACUUGAGGAGAAGAAAGAGUGCCGCCGCGAGCAGGUCAAGGGAAGUUCUCCGUUUGGCUCCACUCGGCUGCGAUCUAGCACAGUUCUGUACCACAUUUCAGGACACCUGCACAACCGUCAGAAAAAGAGUAAAAUCAAACUUAACAAGAACGUGUUUGGUGAUCCACCGGCUCUCCCUGAAUAUAAGGUCGCUGAUGCCAAGAAGUCCAAGUUCAUUCUUCUCCACUUCAGCACCUUCAAAGCUGGCUGGGAUUGGCUAAUACUACUGGCUACAUUCUAUGUCGCCGUGACGGUGCCGUACAACGUUUGUUUUAUUGGUGAUCAAGACUUGACACGUAGCACCACCGUCACUGACAUUGCAGUCGAGAUUCUCUUCAUCAUUGACAUCGUGUUCAGUUUCCGCACCACGUACGUGAGUAAGUCGGGCCAGGUGAUCUUCGAUGCGCGGCAGAUCUGCAUCCAUUACAUGACUACCUGGUUUAUCAUCGACCUGGUUGCUGCUCUACCCUUUGAUCUCCUUUACGCCUUUAAAGUCAGCGUGGUGUCAGUGGUUCAUCUGUUAAAGACCGUGCGCCUGCUGAGACUCCUGCGCCUGCUGCAGAAGAUGGACCGUUACUCCCAGCACAGUACGGUGGUGCUGACCCUGCUCAUGUCCAUGUUUGCACUGCUGGCCCACUGGAUGGCCUGCAUCUGGUACAUCAUCGGCAAGAAGGAGGUGGAGAGCAACGCGGACACCUGGGAUAUAGGUUGGCUUCAUGAGCUCGGGAAGCGCUUGGAGUCUCCAUACGAGGAGGACAUGGGAGCGGUCAACAGAACGCUGAGCAGUGGACCGUCUUUGCGGAGCAUCUACAUUGCAGCGCUGUACUUCACCCUCAGCAGCCUGACCAGCGUGGGCUUCGGAAACGUCUCUGCCAACACAGACGCAGAGAAGAUCUUCUCCAUCUGCACCAUGCUUAUCGGAGCAUUGAUGCAUGCUCUGGUCUUCGGUAACGUGACGGCCAUAAUCCAACGCAUGUACUCGCGCUGGUCCUCUUACCACACGCGCACUAAAGACCUGAAGGACUUCAUCCGUGUGCACCACCUUCCCCAGAGCCUCAAACAGCGAAUGCUGGAGUACUUCCAGACCACCUGGUCUGUCAACAACGGCAUCGACUCCAACGAGCUCUUGAGAGACUUUCCAGAUGAGUUGCGCUCGGACAUCGCAAUGCAUCUGAACAAAGAGAUCCUAGAGCUUUCCGUCUUCUCCUCUCUGAGUCGUGGGUGUCUCCGCUCUCUCUCCUUGCACAUUAAGACAACGUUUUGCGCACCGGGCGAGUACCUUCUUCGGCAGGGAGAUGCUCUACAGGCUCUUUUCUUUGUCUGUUCUGGCUCCAUGGAGGUGCUAAAGGACAGCAUGGUGUUAGCCAUCCUCGGUAAAGGUGACUUGAUUGGUGCCAACAUGUCAGUUGAUGACCGCGUCAUAAAGACGAACGCUGACGUGAAGGCGCUGACAUACUGUGACCUGCAGUGCAUCAAUCUAAGGGGUCUGUAUGAGGUGCUUGACCUGUAUCCUGAAUACUCCCACCGUUUUGUGCAGGACAUCACGCACGACCUCACCUAUAACCUGAGAGAGGGACAAGAGAGCCACAUGGAGGGGAGGGGAAAUGGAGACGUGAUCCAGUGCUAUCCAUCAAUAGCUGAGCAUCAAGAUGAGGGAGAUGAUGAUGAUGAAGAUGAUCAGAUACAUUAUCUCAGUGGUGGAACCAAGCAGAAAACGUACUUGGAGAAAAAUGAUCACCAAAGCAGCAAAAAGCUCCAGUUUCAGCAUACUACUGUUACAAAGCCUGACCUUGCAAAUCUCAGUCCAAGGGUUGUGGACGGCACAGAGGACACUGAUGGUACAGAAAGUUCCCACACGUUUAUAUUUUCCUCUGGUCAUCAGCACACCAUCAGUGGUGCAACUAAUACCACUGCCACCACAGCAGAUUUAGAAGCUAAAUCGGAGGACACCAGAGGACAGCUUCGCUACCUUAACCAAGAGGUGAACUGUCUCGGACGGGAGGUGGCUGAGCUGGGACGAGUCAUGCGUAGUCUUGCCUGUCUCAUCGAAUCCAUGAUGGCCUCUCCUCAAACACCAGGUGUCUGUACAUCCACAUUUACCUCGGGACAUCCCUUUCCUCCUAUCCCCUUCCAGGGCCAAGGUUCUUCCUGGGCCACCCCACCUUUUCCUUCACCGAUACUCCCUGGAAUACGUCAGGGAGAACUUAGGCCACUCAGGCCACAAGAACUGCAGCUGGUCUGUCCCACCACAUCUCUCAGUUCCUUUCCCAUCACUCUUUCCACAUCCCCCCAUAUGGACAGAUUCAAAGAGCCUUUAUUGGCCCUGUCUCCGCACAGCGCAGUCGCUCGGACCCGCUCGAAGAGCCUGGAGACGCCUCUUCUGCAGCAUCAUCAACACAUCUCACAUGCCCCUGGAACUUUACCCAGAGCUGGACAGCCGUUGCUGGGAGAAGGGGAGGAUCUCAGGUCCCUGGGUUUGUAGCAAUUAACCUUUAAAACGGACAAGUUCCACUGGAAUCUGCGUGUUGACCUGGACUCAGGACUGGACUGAUAAGAUAAGUGGUACUUGCACUGCCAAAGCCAUGGAGCAAUGGUUCCUUCGAAGAUAUACGUGUUCACCAUUUCAGUUUUUAAGAUAGUAUGUUUAAAGGCAUGUCUUUCAAUGCUAGAAACUAAAGGGAUAUCUCCAAUCAUGAAAAUUACACUAAAACAAUUUGGUAGAAACAAUUAUCAAUCUAUAAUUGCUAGUAAGUUUUGCAAAUAAUUACAAAGAAGCUGCAAUUUACACAUUUAAUUAAAUGUGAAGUUCUUGUAAAACAUACUCAAAAUCUGUUUUAUUUACAACUUUGAAAAAUAUUUUUUUACAGUGUAAUUUGAUAACAGACAGAUUACUAGGACCUAACAAACCAGCUAAAACAAAUGUUUUUUGAUUAAGAUUCAACCCACAUUUCAUGUUCACUGCAUUCAUUAUGUCCAAAUACUGCUAAUAUUAUGUCAAACUCUAGGGGCCAGAUCCAUAAACACAGCCACUGUCUUAAGACCUAGUCUGACCAGCUAGCACUUUAUCAGUAAGCAUGGUAAUUAGUCUUACUUUUAAUAUUUAAAUGAGAUAUAUCUACCUAACUUCUAAGACUUGUCUAAGCAGUUAAUAAUAUCAUCCACAGCCUCAAAGUUUUCCUAAACUUAGAGUUUAUCCAUGUUAUGAAAUGUUCUAGAUUCACUACAAGUUGAGAUUUAUCAACAUCAUCUGUGACAUGCUGUCCAACGUGCUGUCAUCGUAAAAACCCCUUUGACGGUAUUAUUCUUGUUUAUUAAUGUAUUUCUAAUGGCAGUCUAUGAAUAACACAAAUGUACCGACCUACGGUGGUCCCACCAGUAAUAGGUCAAUUUACAGCUCAAAUAAAAAAAUUUAUUGGUAUGGAAAAAUGUACUUGUUUUCAACCUAGAACAUACCUUUAAAAUUGUUGUUUUUAGUUACAAUUUUCGGAAACCUUAAUGCCAACGUCAUGACUUUGCUCAAUAAAAAGAUGGGUAGAAAUCUCGCAGGUCGACUGGUAUGCUAAUGCAGCUCGAUGCUAGUUGUCUAAUUCAGUAAAAGGAGAGACUCCCAUAUUCAGAAUUUAUUGGAAAAAUCAGAUAUAAUGCAUGCUUACAAGUAUGGGUUCUACUAAUCAAGAUUCAUAGUGCUCGAUAACUAACUUGAUCCUCUCAUUUAGUCAGAUUAGCCAUGUAUGGUUCAAAAACGAAACUGCUUGUUUUAAAAUGUUGUGUUUAACAAAUGAACUACUUGGUGGAUUGUCUGAACAAUUAAUCAGUCUUAAGGAAACAAUCAUACUUAAGAAUUGUCAUGUUAGGUUCUCUAAUCCGACUAGUCAGGCAUACGUAUAUGAUAAGAUGCUUAAAGAAACCGUCAACAAUAAGAUGACAGAUAUUCAGUAAAUAAGCUAAAUAACUAACAUUUAAUUGCACAAAACCACCAGUCCUCACAUAAAAAGGAGAUGGACGACUCAUUAUAAAGGGAACAUUGCUCACAGUGGGCGAUCAGAAAUUUGACAGUAAUUGUUUUGGAAUUUAUUGUGGAAGGUGGGAAAUUUGUUACAGAAGCAGUGCUUUGACUGUUUGUAGACAAAACUUUUUGGAGAGGGUUUUAAAGUGCUAGCUGUAUACAUUUGGCUGUUACACAUUUAGCAUGUUAAAUCACAGCACAGUGACAGCAUGCUAAAAGCCUCUGAGAAGUCGCUUCUCCUUUCAAGUGCCACCGCUAAUGCUAAAGACAGAAACUGGUAAAACGUUGGUACGGUUUGAUCAAAUACGAGAGUGCAUUUGCUAUUAUGAACUAACAAAAAAACUAUUUUUACAGCAUUUAUUAAUCAGCAGCACGUAUUUGUUAAAGUUCAUGUAUAAAUAUAUUAAUUCAUGUUAAUUCAUUAUUAUUUUUACAACUUAUAAAAUUGAAUAUAAUAUUCAGUAGUAAUAUAUAAUAUUGUUUUCGUCAAUUAAAAAUAAAGCUAAAAUCAAAUAAAUAUUAAAUGUAAAUGA
Molecule: messenger RNA, 5106 nt
Organism: Pimephales promelas (fathead minnow)
Lineage: Eukaryota; Metazoa; Chordata; Actinopteri; Cypriniformes; Leuciscidae
Gene: kcnh8
Product: potassium voltage-gated channel, subfamily H (eag-related), member 8
Biological process (GO): regulation of membrane potential; potassium ion transmembrane transport
Cellular component (GO): plasma membrane
Molecular function (GO): voltage-gated potassium channel activity
Source: RefSeq, a predicted model, not a curated record